Hypanus sabinus (Atlantic stingray) is the source of this 3517-nucleotide messenger RNA. RefSeq names its product nuclear receptor subfamily 1, group d, member 1 (gene nr1d1). Lineage: Eukaryota; Metazoa; Chordata; Chondrichthyes; Myliobatiformes; Dasyatidae. Gene Ontology annotation, molecular function: RNA polymerase II cis-regulatory region sequence-specific DNA binding; zinc ion binding; nuclear receptor activity. The coding region runs from base 472 to 2235 and encodes 587 amino acids. The record is from RefSeq and is a predicted model, not a curated record. Gene Ontology annotation, biological process: negative regulation of transcription by RNA polymerase II; cell differentiation; hormone-mediated signaling pathway. The transcript has 8 exons.
CAGGCUCCACCGCAGUGUGCUCUCGCUGCGAGUAACUCUGUUGCUGUUGUGGCAGUGCACAUUGAAUUUCAGCACGGCUCUCGCUGCUGGAUGGGUCUUUGCAGGGGACAAGUCCCCCUCCCUGUGCUGUAGGGCAGAGUUGUGUGUGUGUUUGAAAAGGGCCAAUCUAGGCAGAGGUUGCCUGAAGGAAACCUCUUCCUGGCCCGUCGGGCAGAUUUGACAGGGCCAACCAACCAGAGAGGUUGUCUUAAUUGCCGCUGGACUGAGAGGUUGUCCUUACAGGAGGAUUUCGGUAUCUUUCGAUAGGAAAGAAAACAGCACUUACAAGCAAAAACUCCUGGCGCAAGAUAGGAACUCAACAACUCCUUCCCAACACGCUAGAUCUCGCACCCAGAGGGGAAAAUAUCAAAACGGUGCAAGCGAAGUCACUAGCAGUUACUGUGAGGAAAACAAAUAUCCUAAAAGGCGGCUAUGGAUUCCAACAACACAGGUGGUGUGAUCACCUAUAUUGGGCCAAACAGUUCUUCUUCUAGCCCAGUCCUGCUCUACAGCGACAACUCCAACAGUAGUUUCCAGUCGGUGUCCCAGUCAUGUUCCCCAUUGCCUCCUUCUCCAAACGGCUCCAGCUCCAGCUCCCAGGACAGCAAACACUACCGAAGCAGCUCCUCGGGAUCUGGGGAUGAUUGUUCAAGCACCGGAUCCUUCAACAACAUGAAGCUUUCCACUGACGAUGGCAGCGCCAUCUCCACCACCAAAAUCAACUCUGGGAUCACUAAGAUCAGUGGAAUGAUUCUGCUGUGCAAAGUGUGUGGGGAUGUAGCCUCUGGGUUUCACUAUGGAGUUCACGCCUGUGAAGGUUGUAAGGGCUUCUUCCGGAGAAGUAUACAGCAGAACAUCCAGUAUAAGAAGUGUCUCAAGAAUGAGAAUUGCACCAUCAUGCGAAUCAACAGGAAUCGCUGCCAGCAAUGCCGCUUUAAGAAGUGCCUUGCUGUUGGCAUGUCCAGGGAUGCCGUGCGUUUCGGGCGCAUUCCGAAGCGGGAGAAGCAGCGUAUGUUGGCAGAGAUGCAGAGUGUCAUGAAUAACAUGGUCAACAACCAGCUGGGUGGGGAGCUGCAGAAUGAACUCCAGCCCCAGCAGCAGAGCUGGCAGAUUCAGCCGCCACUGGCCAUCCCCAUGCAGACAAUGCAGCAGGAGCGCACGUCGCCCUGCCUCCAUUCCCAGCCACAGUUGUACUGUUCCAGCACGGAGGCCUCCAUGGAGGAAGUCAUCUACUCCAUUUCCCGGGCUCACAAAGAGACCUUCACCUAUGCCCAUGACAAAUUAAAGCAGCCAACAGCAACCUGCCAGCACAACACCGAGAUGAUGAACCAUAACGCUAACUGCUGCUUAAAUGGGUACCACGUCAAUGGCGUGAACACCAUCUAUCAUCAGGAGAACAACGUUUUCCACAAAAGCAGUGGCAGUGGACUGAAGAAUGUGUGUUACCCUUCUUCCUUCCCCAAUGGCCACAUUAAUGGACAUUACCAGAAUCAGUCCAAUGGACACAAAUUACAUAAUAGAAAUUUGAUCAGUGCCAGUGGUGAGAUGGAGACUGGCAAGGGACGGCCCUGCCCAUGGAAAGGACAGAACAGUGUUGUCCUGGCUUGCCCGAUAAACACACAGCCACACGUAGAUGGCAGCAGGUCAGUGCAGCAAAUUUGGGAGGAUUUUUCCCUGAGCUUCACACCAGCAGUCAGAGAAGUAGUAGAGUUUGCAAAACUUAUUCCUGGAUUCAAGGACCUAUCCCAGCACGACCAGGUCACCCUGCUGAAAGCUGGCACCUUUGAGGUGCUGAUGGUGCGAUUCGCGUCCCUGUUCAACGUGAAGGAGCAGACAGUAACUUUCAUCAGCGGGACCACCUACUCCAUUGAAGAGCUGCGGGGGAUGGGAAUGGGAGACCUGCUGAACUCCAUGUUUGACUUCAGUGAGAAGCUGAGCUCCCUGCACCUCAGCGAGGAGGAGCUGGGCCUGUUCACAGCUGUGGUGCUGGUCUCAGCAGAUCGCUCCGGAAUCGAAAAUGUAGACUCAGUGGAGCAGCUCCAGGAGACACUGAUCCGAGUGCUCAGAGCGUUGAUCAUGAAAAACCAACCCAGCGAGGCCUCGCGCUUCACCAAGCUGCUCCUGAAGCUGCCGGACCUCCGCACGUUGAACAACAUGCACUCUGAGAAGCUACUGGCCUUUCGGAUAGAUCCCUGAGCUCCUGCCAAUCACCUCCCUGCCUCUGCUACAUUUUAAAAGCAAUUUUUAUUUUAUUUCAAUGAACAUUCAGAUGACAUAUUGCAAAACAUGCUGUAAAUAUGUGUAUAUUUCAGCUGUCAAGGGAGUGUAAUAUAUUCUUAUAAGGAAUGUUCUACAAAUCAAUAUAUUUAAAAGCACCCUUUGGGACCUCUAAUAUUUCUGCAUACAUGAGCUUGAUGGUAGAAAUAGGUAUAAGGUUAAAUACUUGGUUUGAGUAAUGAAUAAAAGUCAUCUGGAGAUCUGUGUGCCCUGGAGUGAGCAGGCUGGGGGUUCCCUUUCUGAUCCAGUUUUCCCCUACUCCCUCACACCCCCCCCCCCCCCACCGCAUCUGGUUCAAAUCGAGGUAGGUGGACGAACCUGUAGCCAGGCCUAGCACUGCAGAAUCCUCGUGGACAGCGCGCCCUCACAAAACAUUAAAAGGGCAAACUUCAGAUCCCAGUCCUGCAGAAGACUGAGCAACUCCCGUGUAGGGCUGCAGUCUGAGGCAGAGUGACCGAGGCCCAUCUUGCCCGUGCAUCAUUUUGUUUGACGCAAUUCACAUUUCAUUGACUGUCCUGCGACUGUGUCCAUAGAACAGCUGACAACUCGAAGCAUUUUGUAGAAAACAAUGAACUGAAUGAUCAGAAAAAAAAAUUCCAGUUUCCAUGUCUGUCUUGGAAGCUCACUUUCAAACCCCCGGAAUUUUGUGAGUGAAUUGCUGCGUCUUUGUGAUUUAGUCGUAUUUUAAUAUCCCUGUUGAAGACUCUCUAAGCCUGAUUGAUGCCACUCCCUCUCUCCCUGAGAGCUAUAUGGAGCAGAAAGUCACUGAUUCAGAUAGUGUUACAAUUGACCGCAAUACCUCUGGGUCAGCAGAGUUGGUGGGGGUUGGGUGUGUUGAAAGAAAUGGCGGUGGCAGUACAGCAGGGCGGACAGCUGCGGCUUUGUGUUAGCUGGAAAGACAGUGUGGGUGUGGGGUUUCCUGUGAAAACUUACUGCCUUUCUUUGGGGUCCUGCAUAGAGGAAGCUCACUGGGGGAGAGCUGAGAACCUAUGGGAGAGGAGGUGGACGGAGGCAUAUUGUGUCAGACAUAACCCUGGGUGGCCGCUGCUUGAGUGCAGGAUCUGCUCUGGAUAACUACAGUUAUCAUCCGUCUGUGUCCUUCAAUUAUUGACGUGUUUGUGAAUCCAGAUCAAUCCAUUAACAAUUUAUAAAAAUUAAAAUAACAAAUGCACUGAAUUAAACAACAAAGCAAAGUUUGGUG